Messenger RNA from Symbiodinium necroappetens, 327 nucleotides. NCBI's taxonomy places the organism in Eukaryota, Dinophyceae, Suessiales, Symbiodiniaceae. The record is from the annotation of a GenBank genome assembly.
AUGCAUGAGCGGGCGUCCGAAGUACCGGAAGGCUUUCGCAAACAUGUGAAAUUCCGCGAGGAGGUUGACAUCCCCAAGCUGGAGGCCCUGCUGAAGGACUACGUUUUUUCACAGAGCAUCGGAACGUUAAAUCCACCGAAGUUCGGCAAAGUACUGGCAGCCAAGAGCAUGAGGGACAGCAAAGAAGACCUUUGUGUCCUCUACAGUGUGGAGUCCAGCGGUCCGGCGGACAGGCCGCCGUACGAGGCUUUCGACGAGCCUGACAUCUUCGAAGAAGUCGUGUACGUGACAGAUUACAUUAGUAUCUCGAGAGCUCCAAAGCGAUGA